This is a messenger RNA of Gracilinanus agilis (Agile Gracile Mouse Opossum), 2178 nucleotides long. RefSeq names its product centrosomal protein 76 (gene CEP76). Lineage: Eukaryota; Metazoa; Chordata; Mammalia; Didelphimorphia; Didelphidae. The transcript has 12 exons. Bases 1 to 1980 code for a protein of 659 amino acids. The record is from RefSeq and is a predicted model, not a curated record.
AUGUCCCUGCCGCCGGAGAAAGCGUCUGAGCUUAAGCAGCUCAUCCACCAGCAGCUCAACAAGAUGGAUGUCCAUGGCAGGAUAAGGGAAGUCCUUGCUGAAACUAUACGGGAAGAAUUGGCACCUGAACAACAACUUUCAACAGAGGAUUUAAUAAAAGCUCUUAGACGCCGAGGAAUCAUAGAUGAUGUCAUGAAGGAGCUCACGUUUGUUGCUGACCUAGCUGAUGGAGAACUGACUUCUUCUCCAAAGCCAUCUAAUUUUAAUGAUAAGCAGGCAACCCUUUUGAAAAAAACUAAUAUUGAUCCAACACGGAGGUAUCUUUACCUUCAGGUUUUGGGUGGAAAAGCUUUCUUGGAACAUCUUCAAGAACCUGAUCCUUUACCUGGACAAAUUUGUUCUACCUUCACUUUAUGUUUACAUUUUCGAAACCAACGUUUCCGCUCUAAGCCUGUCCCAUGUGCCUGUGAACCAGAUUUUCAUGAUGGCUUUUUGCUUGAAGUACACAGAGAAAGCUUAGGUGAUGGAACUAGAAUGGCUGACGCAACAACAAUGUUAUCGAUAUGUGAUCCAGUACAUAUGGUCCUAAUAAAAACUGAUGUAUUUGGUGAGACCUCUUUAGUAGCAUCCUACUUUUUGGAAUGGCGUUCAGUCCUUGGCUCAGAUAAUGGAAUGACCAAUAUUGCUGUGGAACUUCUAGGUGUAGGUACAGAAUCAAAAGUUUCUGUUGGAAUUUUAAAUGUAAAAGUUGAAGUAUAUCCACAACUUAAUCAAACAUUGUCCCAGGAAAUAGUAAAUACUCAGCUUGCUUUGGAACGACAGAAAACAGCAGAGAGAGAGCGUUUAUUUCUUGUAUAUGCUAAGCAAUGGUGGAGAGAAUAUUUGCAAAUACGACCUUCCCACAACUCAAGGCUGGUAAAGAUUUUUGCACAGGAUGAAAAUGGAAUAAAUAGACCAGUAUGCUCUUAUGUCAGACCCCUUCGAGCUGGACGGCUCCUGGAUACUCCAAGGCAAGCAGCAAGAUUUGUUAAUGUCCUUGGUUAUGAAAGAGCCUCUGUUAUUGGAGGAGGAGGUAAACACGAACAAUGGUGCACUCUACUGGCCUUUCUCUGUAGAAACAAGGGUGACUGUGAAGAUCAUGCUAACCUUUUGUGCAGCCUUCUCCUUGGAUAUGGAUUAGAAGCCUUUGUUUGUGUAGGGACAAAGGCUAAAGGAGUCCCUCAUGCAUGGGUUAUGACAUGUGGGACUGAUGGCACCAUUACUUUUUGGGAAAGUUUAACAGGGCAUAGGUAUAUCCAUAAGCCCAUCAAUCCUGAUGAUCCUCCAGCUGUGGAACAACCCAAACCACUAUACCCAUAUCGAACUAUAGGGUGUGUUUUCAAUCAUCAGAUGUUUUUGGGGAACUGUCAACCUUCCGACUCAGUAGAACUCUGUGUAUUUGAUCUAAAUGAUGAGUCCAAAUGGAAACCCAUGAGUGAAGAAGCCAUCAAAUCAGUUUGUGCUCCUGGUGCAACAACUUCACUUCCUCCCUUUCCCCCACUUUGUGCUUCAGUGAUUGAUUCUUCAGUAACAAGUAAUGAAAUCGAAAUGCAACUGAGAUUGCUGGUAUCAGAACACAGGCAGGAUCUUGGCCUCACUACUGUUUGGGAAGACCAGCUUUCUUAUCUUUUGUCACCAGCUUUGGCAUCUUAUGAAUUUGAGCGUACAACUAGCAUAUCUGCAGGAAAUGAAGAGUUUCAGGAUGCCAUAAGGAGAGCUGUACCUGAUGGUCAUACAUUUAAAGGGUUUCCUAUACAUUUUGUGUAUAGAAAUGCAAGGCGAGCAUUUGCUACGUGUCUCCGGUCUCCUUUCUGUGAGGAAAUAAUCUGUUGCAGAGGUGACCAGGUGCGACUUGCAGUCCGUGUUCGAGUAUUUACCUACCCUGAAUCUGCUUGUGCUGUUUGGAUCAUGUUUGCUUGUAAAUAUCGAUCUGUGCUGUGAGAAGAAACACAUUUGUUUUCUUUUGAGAGGGACUUGACAACACUGCACAUCAUUAGCCAUUCACAGGUGCUUUCUUAUAAAAAUCACUAUCUGGCUCAUAUAUCACAAUUUCAAUUUUGUAUAUAAACUUAACUAAUAAUGUUUGAAAUUAUUGGUGUGUGUAUUUAAAAAUUAAGGAUAACAGACUUGUAUAAACUU